Lucilia cuprina (Australian sheep blowfly) is the source of this 3254-nucleotide messenger RNA. It is a transcript of the gene Rop, whose product is annotated as protein ROP. The record is from RefSeq and is a predicted model, not a curated record. Gene Ontology annotation, biological process: neurotransmitter secretion; intracellular protein transport; vesicle-mediated transport. The transcript is spliced from 10 exons. Gene Ontology annotation, molecular function: syntaxin binding. Gene Ontology annotation, cellular component: plasma membrane; secretory granule. The coding region runs from base 540 to 2315 and encodes 591 amino acids. NCBI's taxonomy places the organism in Eukaryota, Metazoa, Arthropoda, Insecta, Diptera, Calliphoridae.
ACAGAAAUAACAGCAGAAAGAGUGUGUGAGAGUGAAAAAAAGAAGAAAAAAAAAUUUAUCCAGCACAAAUUGUGCAAAAAAAGUAUUCUACGGUUCGCCUUUAAGCCCCCAAUAUCAGUUAUGUGGGGAAUUUUGGAGACAAUACAACAACGCAUAGAGAAAGAAAAAAACUAGAAGAAAAAAAGAAAAGAUUGCAAUUUAAAGUACCUACACAGUGUAGUAGUUAGAGGCGCCUGGAAAACACACACACACAACCCAAAACCGAGGCAACGCAAGACGACGGGGUUCAUAAUUUUUUGUGUGACGGAACAAUUUUUGUAUUAGUUUCGUGCUGCAAGUUUUACACGGUGUACAAAAAAGUUAAUAAUAUUAUUGAAGAAAAAUAAGAAAAUUUAAUUAAAAAAAGUGCUUUUUAAAUUAAUUAACAAAAAAUAUAAUAGUUAAAUUGAUAAAAAAAUUUAUAAUAAUAUAAAAAAAUUAAACGUGAAAUCAAACAGCGAAAAUGGCAUUGAAAGUGUUGGUUGGACAAAGUAAAAAUUAUGAACGAGGUGGUGAAAUACAAACCACCACCUCCGAAAAAAGCAGGCGCUGCAGCGGCGGCUGCUGCUGCUUCGAAGGCUAACAUGGAUUGGCGUGUAUUGGUUGUGGACAAGUUGGGCAUGCGCAUGGUAUCGGCCUGUACAAAAAUGCAUGAAAUCAGUGCCGAGGGCAUAACUUUGGUGGAGGAUAUUAAUAAGAAACGUGAACCAUUACCAUCUAUGGAUGCUAUAUAUUUAAUAACACCUUCACAAGAAUCGGUGGCUGGUUUAAUAAGGGAUUUUGAAAAUCCUGCCCGUCCCAUGUAUCGUUAUGCUCAUGUCUUCUUUACUGAGGCCAUUCCUAAUGAAAUUUUUGAUAUGAUUAAGGCUGAAAAGAAUUUAUUACGCUAUAUGCGUACUUGCAAAGAAAUCAAUAUAGCAUUUCUAGCCUAUGAAAGUCAGGUCUACUCGCUCGAUUCGCCAGACAGUUUUCAGUGUUUGUACUCUCCGGCAUUCGCUUCGAUACGCGCCAAACACAUCGAGCGCAUUGCCGAGCAAAUUGCCACCUUGUGUGCUACGCUCGGCGAGUAUCCGAUGGUGCGAUAUCGCACUGAUUGGGAUCGCAACAUCGAUUUAGCUGCUGUCGUUCAGCAAAAACUGGAUGCGUACAAGGCUGACGAGCCAACGAUGGGCGAGGGUUCCGAGAAGGCACGUUCACAAUUAUUGAUUUUGGAUCGUGGUUUUGAUUGUGUAUCACCACUCUUACAUGAGUUAACACUACAAGCGAUGGCCUACGAUCUAUUGCCCAUCACCAAUGAUGUCUAUCGUUUUACACCGGGUCCCAAUCAGCCCGAAAAAGAAGUACUGCUCGACGAGAACGAUGAUCUGUGGGUAGAGUUGCGUCACGAACAUAUUGCCGUUGUAUCGACACAGGUUACACAGAAUCUUAAGAAAUUUACCGAUUCAAAGAGAAUGUCUUCUACCGACAAGGCCUCCAUGCGUGAUUUAUCGCAAAUGAUUAAGAAAAUGCCACAAUAUCAAAAGGAACUCUCCAAAUAUUCCACUCAUUUGCAUUUGGCUGAAGAUUGUAUGAAGUCUUAUCAGAAUUAUGUGGAUAAACUUUGCCGUGUGGAACAGGAUUUGGCCAUGGGCACCGAUGCUGAAGGUGAAAAAAUCAAGGAUCAUAUGCGCAGUAUUGUUCCCAUUUUACUUGAUACUAACGUUUCCAACUUUGAUAAAGUACGCAUUAUUGCUUUGUAUGUCAUGAUUAAGAAUGGCAUUACCGAGGAAAAUCUUACUAAAUUAUUUACGCAUGCCCAACUAUCGCCCAAAGAUCAAGAUAUGGUACGCAAUUUAAGCCAUUUGGGUGUUAAUGUUAUUGCUGAUUCACGUAAAAAAACUUAUAAUGUUCCACGUAAGGAGCGUAUUACCGAACACACCUAUCAAAUGUCUCGCUGGACUCCAGUUAUUAAAGACAUCAUGGAGGAUUGUAUUGAGGAUAAAUUGGAUCAGCGUCAUUUUGCUUUCUUGGCUGGACGGGCACAGAAUACCAAUUAUCAUGCUCCAACUAGUAGUGCCCGCUAUGGCCAUUGGCAUAAAGACAAAACCCAGGCACAGGUUAAGAAUGUACCACGUCUUAUUGUCUUUAUAACGGGUGGCGUAGCAAUGUCCGAAAUGCGUUGUGCUUACGAAGUAACAAAUGCUAUUAAAAAUUGGGAAGUCAUUAUUGGUUCAUCGCAUAUUUUGACACCCGAAAAUUUCUUAAGUGAUUUGGGUUCACUUUCCAAAGAAGACUAGAAGUGUGUUAAAAUAAAUGAAAUAACAGAAGAGCAGAUAGAAAAUAAUGCUUAACAACAACAAUAAUAAUAGCAAGACAACACAACAGUAUAAUUAUUUAAUAUUAUAUAAUUUAUAAAAUAAUAAUUAUAAGAACAAUUUAAAAGAAUAAAAGAUUUAAAGUAAAAUAAUAUUCAAAGCUUAGACAACAAAGGCGAAAAAAACAAAUGUGUAGUAAAAAUUUGAAUUAUUUAAAUAAUAAUGUUGUUUUUUAAUUUUCUUAAAUUAUUGGCAAAAAAAUAAUAACAUUUAACUUCUUAUUAACUUUAUUAACUUAAUAAUAACUAAUUGUGCAAUUUCAGUGGUUUUUUUAAGAUAUUUUUUUCCAAAUAAAAAUUUUUAAUUCAAAAUUAAAUUUAAUAUAUUUUUUUUUUUUUUCAAAUUAAAAUAACUAUUUACUUAAAAAACAAAUGUUAUUGCAAUAGAAUGAACAAGUUUCUAAUAAACAAAAAUUACAAAUAAAAAUAAAAAUUAUUUAUCUCUAUAUGUUUAAACAUCUGCUGCUAAAAUGUCUUCUUUAAUUAAAACAAAAAAUAGAACAAAUUAUAUUGUUAACAAGAGAAAAAAAAACAUAAAAAGAUUUAGAAACUUUUUAAAAAAAGAUGUUUGUCAAGUAAAGUUAAUGGGAAUAAACAAGUUUUUACUUAAAUUCUCUCUUUAAUUAAACUUUUUUUUGGAUUAAGAUAACAACUAAAACAAACUUACUCUUAUUAUUAUUAUUAUUACAAAACAAAAUAUUAAACAAAAAAUGGUGUAUUUGUAGUAUCGUUUAAAAUUUCACACUUUAUAUACAUACUUACAUAAAAUUAUAUAUUUAUAUGUAUUUAAACAAUAUAUUUAUAAACAAAAAAUAUUAACAAAAAGAAUUACCACAAAAUUUAAAUAAAAACACAAUACAAU